GUCUCUCUCUUUCCAUUCCUCUGCUAUAACAGAGAAGAAGCCAAAGAGCCAAACCCCUAGAAAUAAAAUGGAAAAUUUAGAGCAUUUAAAUCACCUUUGUUUGAUAAUUAUUUGAUUCCAAAUCAAAAACCCGCUUUUUCAAAAGGAGAUUCAAGUACAGAGGGAAAAAAAGAAAAUGGCCUUCAAGAAUCAAAAAGAUCACUGGGCAUUUCUGGAAGAAAUUGAAGCGCCGAUGUGGGUGGAUCUUACUUCAGAAAUAAAGCUCAAUAGCCAAGACAUUGAUGAUGAAUGGUUUCAAACAAGUCAUUUGUUUCACCAAUGCUCUUCUAGCCAGUUGAAAUCGGCCUUUUUGUGUUCCGAUGAGAAAGGGGUAACCUUAGAGUUGGGCAUGGUUGGCACAGCUUCACCAACACUUCCACAGUCAGUUUCGAGAUCAAGAGGCAAGGACUUCAGGAGCAAGAAAUGGAAGGGAAUUAAACCGAAGCAUAGCUUUAUAAAUUCGAAAGGGAGAUCUAGCUCGAAAACAAGUUUGGUUUCUGAAAUAACUGAGAAUGCCAAAGGAAAAUAUGUCAAACCUGUGUCUACCCGAGGAGAUCAGGAAAGAAGUUCGAGUCCUAUGGCAGAUAACUCGGGAGAAACCAAUACUAGAAGCACAGUUACCUCCGAGAGCAUUCAACCACAGCAUGAGCAGAAGUUGUUUGAGGUAUCAAGUCGAGGUUUCGGUCAAACAAGUGAGCUUUUAACCUCCGUGAGGAUUAGUCUUAGGAAAAGUUGUAUUACAAGACCAGCAUCAAGGGUGGAGAUUAAUUCUGAUAGGAGUCAAAGGGUGGAAUCAAGGGACAGUAAAUCUUCCUCCGGUAAGUCUAGCGUGGGAUCUUCAUAUUCUGGUUAUGAAGCUAAGAGGUCAACCGUUUCAUGGAUAAAGAGGAAAGAACAAACCCCAGAUAGCAGAAAUGCAACACGAAUGACAGAAGCUUCCAAAAACAAAGUGAAACCUUCUAAUAUGCACGAUAAAGCAAACCUUAGAGGUAAGGAAGAGAGCCGAAAUUCUAGGAUAGGCAGAUUAGUAACAGUUACAAAGCAAACUUGGGAGGAAGCCAUAAAAUCAAAGGCUAGUUCUCAGACUCAUCGUUCCAAACUUUCAUUGCUAAACGAAGUCAAUGAACAAAAGUCACUUGCUGGUGCUACAAAAGCUAGAGAGAAGAUGGGAGUUGGCAGCAAAGUGAUAGGUUUUGGGAAAGAAAAUAACACAGGUGAAAUUCAUCUGGGCCAGAAAUGCAAUGGAAAAGGCAAGGCUGCUGAAGGCAUGGUUGCAGGUAGAAAAGGGCCAAACCAGAGUGCAUCUGCAAAGGGUGGUAAAACUCAGACGGUUGCUCCCAAGGGAAGAGUUGGUAAUCAAAGGAGAGGGGGAAAUUCUACUAAUUCGAUUCCGAAGCUCCUAAGGAAUUCAAGAAUCCUUUCCGAAUCUCUCUUUCACUCUAUUGUUUUUCAAACAAGCAUUCAGUUCUCAUUUCUGGAAUCCGAACACAAAUGA
This is a messenger RNA of Hibiscus syriacus, 1534 nucleotides long. RefSeq lists its product as uncharacterized. NCBI's taxonomy places the organism in Eukaryota, Viridiplantae, Streptophyta, Magnoliopsida, Malvales, Malvaceae. The transcript is spliced from 7 exons. Bases 176 to 1534 code for a protein of 452 amino acids. The record is from RefSeq and is a predicted model, not a curated record.